Messenger RNA from Orbicella faveolata, 2156 nucleotides. Its product is annotated as zinc finger protein zfp-1-like. Lineage: Eukaryota; Metazoa; Cnidaria; Anthozoa; Scleractinia; Merulinidae. Gene Ontology annotation, molecular function: nucleosome binding; histone binding. Gene Ontology annotation, cellular component: nucleus. Gene Ontology annotation, biological process: regulation of transcription by RNA polymerase II. The record is from RefSeq and is a predicted model, not a curated record.
UCCAGAAAAAUAUCCGAUAAUGAUCAAAUGAAAAAUGGGUAAAAGAUACCAAGAACAUGGAUAAUUCUAAUUUGGCCAAGUUUUCGUGUUCCGCAAUCAACCAAGUGUUAGGUCAGCGAAUACUUUUAUGUCACGCAGCCGCACUGAAGUCAUGUAGCCUCGCGCGUCCAUUUUGUUUUUGAGAAUUGCUCUGAAUCUAUGGCGCGGCGUUCUUUUGUCUCCCCGCUGUUUGAUAACCUGUAAUCCAGGAUAGUAACGCUCUUCAAAGGGCUUCAUAAUCGUCGAACUUGCUAAACAUGGUAAAAGAGAUGAUAGGAGGUUGCUGCGUUUGUUCGGACGAGAGAGGUUGGGAUGAAAACCCACUGGUUUACUGCGAUGGACAUGGCUGCAACGUUGCUGUGCAUCAAGCGUGUUACGGUAUCGUGCAAGUUCCAAAGGGACCUUGGUUUUGUCGGAAAUGUGAAUCGCAGGAGAGAAUCGCUCGAGUGAAAUGCGAGUUGUGUCCGUACAAAGAGGGUGCCCUUAAGAGAACAGACACUGGAGGCUGGGCUCAUGUUGUCUGUGCACUGUACAUUCCUGAAGUGCGAUUUGGAAAUGUCACAUCCAUGGAGCCGAUUAUCUUGGCAUCUGUGCCACAUGAUCGCUUCUGCAAGACUUGCUACAUCUGUGAAGAAAGGGGAAGGGAGAGUAAGACGGCACAUGGUGCAUGUAUGAACUGUAACAAAACAGGAUGCAGGCAUGCUUUUCAUGUCACUUGUGCCCAGAGCUCUGGAUUACUGUGUGAGGAAAAUGACGGUCAGUCAGGACCCACUGUCAAGUAUGUGGGCUACUGUCAGUUUCACUGGAACAAAAAGGCUAAAGGUGUUCUCUUUAACAACAAACCGGCUGAGAAAUCAAGCAAUAAGGUGCCAGAGAAAGAGAAAGAGAAAGAAAAAGAAAAAGAGAAAGAUAACAAGGAAAAAGAGAGCAAAGAAAAGGACAACAAGGACAGUAAGGAAAAAGACAGCAAGGAAAAAGCCAAGCCUGACAAAGAAAAAGAAAAGAAAACAACACCUAAACCAAGGCUUUCUGUUGGAGCUACUGCAGUGUCCACUGAACAAUCGCCAAAGUCUGACAGUAGUUCAUCAACCUCAUCAAACCAGCCUGGCACUCCUAAACAGAGAGGCAGGAAGCCUUCUGUUGUGAAGACGCCCACUGAGUCUCCGAGUAGUACAAAGACGACACCAGAGAGCCAAAAACCACCUAGCAUUCCUGGGAAUAGUCCUGGGCGGUUACCGCUGCCUAUUUUAGUACCGUUACCAGCUGCUGUGCCUGCUGCUCAGAGCAGCACAUCUCUUUCGUCGACACCCACUAAGGACACAGCUUCAGUACCUGCGAGUGUUCUCGUGCCAGAGAUGCUGCCAAAGAGUGUUGCAUCUCAGUUACAGGAAAUGCCGCAACCUUCCACGAGUGUCCUUCUACCCGAGAUUGCAAAACAGAUGGAUGUCGAUGUGCCUGCAGCGACGACUGUGCCCAAGCAAACGCCAAAACAGACCGCGACAGGUAACACCUCUAAGAAACGGGCUGCACCCAAAGCCAGUGAUGAACCCAAGAGAAAAGUUGGCAGGCCACCCAUCAAGAAGAAGCCAGACACUCCAUUGGGCGUCCGUAUGAACAAUGCUCAUGCUGCGUCAUCUAAUACAGUAACGUCGCCGUUAAAUACAGCCUUCCCAUCAACUUUUCCCCAAGUCAGCCAGGGGACAUCAACAUCCAUGCCAACAUUUGCAACCUUCUCCAAUCAGAACAUGUUUACAGGCAACAGUCAAGGGUCUAGCGUGCCCCAGAAUGGACCAAGGACUCCAAGCCCCAAUGCCUACAUGAUCCCCCAACCACGGAACAGAGGACUCUUGGAAAAUGGGCAUGUGCAUCGACCGAACAAUACCAGUCAGGCUCCUCUGCAACUUCCGACCAGCCUGGAAGAGCUGCUUGAAUACCAAUGGGAGCAAGGAGCCCAGUUUUUAAUGCAGCAAGCAUCGCAGUAUGACGGCUGGGCUCAUGUUGUCUGUGCACUGUACAUUCCUGAAGUGCGAUUUGGAAAUGUCACAUCCAUGGAGCCGAUUAUCUUGGCAUCCGUACCACAUGAUCGCUUCUGCAAGGUACUGAUGUUAAAUACAUAA